This is a messenger RNA of Microthlaspi erraticum, 2736 nucleotides long. The record is from the annotation of a GenBank genome assembly. Lineage: Eukaryota; Viridiplantae; Streptophyta; Magnoliopsida; Brassicales; Brassicaceae.
AUGGCUGAAGCAGUUGUGUCGUUUGGACUUGAGAAGCUUUGGGAGCUUCUGAGUCGAGAAUCUGAGAAAUUGCAGGGAGCCCACAAGCAAGUUGCUGAGCUAAAAACUCAGCUGGGAAGGUUGCUUUCCUUGUUGAAAGAUGCAGAUGCCAAGAAAAUUGAAAGUGAAAGGGUGAGAAACUUCUUGGAAGAUGUCAAAGACAUUGUUUAUGAUGCUGAAGAUUUGAUCGAAACUUUUUUUAUGAAAGAAGGACGAGGGAAAGAGAAAGGGAUUAACAAACAGAUUAGAAAACUUACUUGUACCUUAGUGGAUCGCCGGAAAGUGAUUUCAGAUAUCAAAGGCAUAACUAAGAGGAUAUCUGAGGUGAUUGAGGGGAUGCAAAGUUUUGGAAUACUAGAGAUGAUUGAUGGUGGGCGUUCACUGUCUUUUCAAGAGAGUCAAACGGAGAUCCGACGAACAUACCCUAACAACUCUGAAAGCGAUCUUCUUGGGGUGGAGCAGAGUGUUGAAGAGUUGGUUGGUCAUCUGGUGGGUAAUGAUGACAUUCAAGUGGUGUCUAUAUCCGGGAUGGGCGGUAUUGGUAAAACCACUCUGGCCAGACAAGUUUUUCACCAUGACAUUGUACGACGUCAUUUUGAUGGGUUUGCAUGGAUUUAUGUUUCGCAACAGUUUACACAGAAUCAUGUUUGGCAGAGGAUCUUGCAAGAUCUUAGACCAGAGGAUGGGGAGAUGUUACAGAUGGAUGAGUAUACACAACAAGGUAAACUCUUUCAAUUGUUGGAAACCGACAGAUAUUUGAUUGUCCUGGACGAUAUAUGGAAAGAAGAAGACUGGGAUCGAAUAAAACAAGUGUUUCCACAGAAAAGAGGUUGGAAGAUGUUACUUACUUCCCGCAAUGAGGGUGUUGGUUUACAUGCAGAUCCAUCAUGUUUUUCCUUUAGACCAAAAACCCUUACUCCUGAACAAAGUUGGAUUCUAUGCGAAAGAAUAGCAUUUCCUGGGAAAGGCAAAGCAGAGUUUAGGGUUGAUGAAGAAAUGGUAGCUAUGGGUAAGGAAAUGGUUGCAUACUGUGGAGGACUACCUUUAGCCAUUAAAGUGUUGGGAGGGUUGUUAGCUACCAAACAUACAAUGAUCGAGUGGAAAAGAGUGUAUGACAACAUUGGAACUCAGAUCGUAGGAGGAUAUGGCUUAGAUGACAAAAAUCUCAGUUCAGUUAAACGAGUUUUGUCUCUGAGCUAUGAAGAUUUGCCAAUGCAGUUAAAGCACUGCUUCCUUUACCUGGCUCAUUUCCCUGAAACCUACAAGAUAGAUGUGGAGACACUGUUUUACUACUGGGCUGCAGAAGGACUAAUAACGACAUAUGAUCGAGCAACCAUUCAAGGUAUUGCAGAAGGUUACCUAGAAGCGCUGGUGAGAAGAAAUAUGGUCAUCGCUGAAAGAAGCUUUUCGACUUCGAGAUUUGAAUCUUGUCAUAUGCACGACGUCAUGCGAGGAGUUUGUUUGUCUAAAGCAGAGGAAGAUAACUUCCUAAAAAUCGUCAAGGUUCCUACAUCUACCUCUACCAUCAAUGCUCAGUUCCGUAGUAGCUGUCGCAGACUGGCCAUACAUAAUGGUGAUGCAUUUGAAACGUUGGGACUUGAAAAGUUUAAGAAAGUUAGAUCGCUUUUGUUUUUCAUGACCAAGAAAGAAGCUUCUUGGAUACAAUCAACUUCACGUUUCGGGAGUUUACCGUUGCUCAGGGUGUUGGAUCUUUCUAGAGCCAAGUUUCAAGGAGGGAAAUUACCAUCCAGCAUUGGAAAGCUUGUGCAUCUGAGAUUCUUGAGCCUGUACAAGGCUGGAGUAUCUCAUCUUCCUUCUUCUCUACGGAAUCUGAAGCUUCUGCUUUAUCUCAACCUAGGUGUCGGUGGGGUAUCAGUUCAUGUGCCAAAUGUCUUGAAAGAAAUGCGAGAGCUGAGGUACCUUUUCUUACCUUUUUUGAUGGAUGAUAAAACAAUGUUGGAGCUAUGUGAUCUGGUGAACCUAGAGACAUUGAUCGGCUACUCAACAAAGAACAGUAGCGUGAAUGACUUCCUUUGUAUGACUAAGCUCAGGACUCUCAUCGUCCAUUCCCUUGAUGGGUGUACUUUGGAAACUCUAUCUUCGUGUCUCUGUGAAUCGAGAGAGCUUGAGCAGCUUUCAUUACAUGAGGUCAAGCAAGAUGGGCAUGAUGAAGGAAGAUUUGUUUUUGAUUUCAUUCAUCUCAAAUCUCUGGUGUUGGCCAUUCGGAUGCCAAGGUUUUCUGAUCAACAUAGAUUUCCUUCAAACCUUGCACACAUAUGUCUUCGGUAUUGCCGCAUGGAGGAGGAUCCGAUGCCGGUUCUUGAGAAGUUGCUUCACUUGACGUUGGUUGAACUAUCAUAUUGUGUUUUCACUGGGAAGAGAAUGCUGUGCUCGAAAGGCGGGUUUCCUCAGCUGUGUGUGCUAAAAGUGUGUGGACAAGAGGAGUUGGAAGAGUGGAUAAUAGAACAAGGCUCCAUGUCGUGUCUUCAUACCUUGACUAUAAUUGCAUGCAGAAAACUGAAGGAGCUUCCUGAUGGGCUCAGAUACAUAACAUCUUUAAAGGAACUGACAAUUGUAUACUGGAAUGUGAGAUGGAAGGAGGAGUUGUCUGAAGGAGGAGAAGACUACUGCAAAGUCCAACACAUUCCUCUUGUCCAAGUCGUGGCAACUGAACCGUAUCAAGCAAAUCUCUGCUGA